CGCGGGUGGAGAUUUUGCAAUACCUUUAAUUAUAAAAACCCCAAUCAGCCUAAAACAAUCGAAAAGACAACAUGAAACUAGCUGUGGUAAACCGCCAUCACCAAACGUCUCUACACAAGCCGUGAUGAAAGUAAUUAUUGUUGGCGCCGGCAUAUCCGGCCUGGCGACGUACUUGUACCUUAAAAAGAACCUCCCAGAUCCGCCAGCUCCAGCCACUCCCCACUCUAUCCGGAUUUAUGAAUCCCACCGGCCACGCACCGGCCGCGGCCUCGCAGCCGGACAAGACCAUGCCUUGGAGUCUUUCGAGGCCCUCUCUGCCUCGACGGCUAUCGUGGGUGGCGGGCUGGCGGUGGCCCCGAACGGGAUGCGCGUGCUGCGGGACCUCGACCCGGAAAUCCACCGGGCCGUGACGGAGCAAGGGUUCCCCUGCGAGAACUUCAUCUUCAUGGGCCAGAACGGAUGGACGCUGGGCACGCAGGCGACGAGCGACAGGGGCGGGUUCGAGGGUCCGCCUCCGUCCGGCCGCGCCGAGGUCUGCGUGAGCUCGACGCGGCAUGGACUUUGGGCCUGCCUGAUGGCUGCCGUCCCCGAAGACGCGGUGCAGUACAAGAGGGUUUCGCGCGUGGUCAGGAGGCCGGCCGAGGCGGGUGGGACACGGCCGCUGACGGUGGUGUUUGAGGACGGGGACGAAGAGGAGUGCGACUUGGUGAUCGGCGCGGAUGGCGUCAAGAGCAUCGUGAGGAAGACGCUCUUCGGGGAGGAUGACGAAGCUAGCGGCAUGUACAGCCCAGUUUAUACUGGAGCUUCCGGGGUCGGAGGGAUCAUGAAAACCCCGCUGCCUUCGCGCGUAGCCGAUAACAAAGCCAUGGUCUUCACCUUCGGCCGUGAUGGGUUUUUCGGGUACGCAAGCGGAUCGCCCGCUCAGGCCAACUCUCUCAUGUGGUGGUCGACGUUCGAGACGGACUCGCUUCCUUCGAGAACUCGACUCGACCUUGACGAGAUCAAGGCGCAGCUGAGGCGGCGACAUGGGGGAUGGAGUGAUCCCGUCGUGCGAGACAUCGUCUCCAAAGCCGAGGUUGACACCAUCUAUCCCACUUGGGUUCUUUCGGACCUACCCCACUGGGGUGAGAACGGCAUCGUCUUGAUUGGCGAUGCCGCCCACGCCUUGAGUCCAACCACGGGCCAGGGUGCGUCGCAGGCGUUGGAGGACGCCCAGACGCUUUCUCUCCUCCUUGCCGAGACCCUUAAGAAGGCAUACGCGCCAGACCCGGCAGAGGUAGACGACGAUCAACCCGCGGGCGCUUCGCGGUCCGACAAGGAGAACGACGCCGCGGCUCUUACGCUGAAGCUGUUUUACAGCAUACGCCAACCCCGGGUCGCAACAAUUGCCCAGCGGGCGAGGAAAUUCGACAAGAAUAAGAAGAGCAUGAGCAUGAUCGAGGAAUACGCCAUGUAUUGCUUUCUCUGGGUGAUGAUGCAUCUCCGGUCGAUUGCAAAGUUGGUAAUAGGAGAUGUAAACGAACAGGUCUACGGCUGGUCGGCAAAAGUAGAGGUCGAAAAGGCCAUGGCAAAUUUAGCUUCUUCCCUGUAAAUACGUAGGCGCGAUUCCUAUUAAAUCUUGGCGGAAAACCCAGUGCAUUGAGAUCUUGAGUUUGACGAACUGUCUUUCCGGAUAGUACUCCUAACAUGUCCAUGGGCUCCCGGGGUUCGCGCUGAUUAAUUCGUCCGGUGAGAUGCUCCGGGCGGUGAGGUAUCCUUG
Gaeumannomyces tritici R3-111a-1 is the source of this 1759-nucleotide messenger RNA. RefSeq lists its product as hypothetical. The record is from RefSeq and is a predicted model, not a curated record. The transcript has 3 exons. Gene Ontology annotation, molecular function: FAD binding; monooxygenase activity. NCBI's taxonomy places the organism in Eukaryota, Fungi, Ascomycota, Sordariomycetes, Magnaporthales, Magnaporthaceae. The coding region runs from base 125 to 1591 and encodes 488 amino acids.